AUGCUAACCCAAACCAGCGUAAGAAACUCCACCACCCAACUCCAAAUCAACGUCAUCCUUUCGGCCUGGCAACUCCUCGUCUCCUUCACCGGCUCCGCCCUCGCCGAACGCAUCGGCCGCCGAAAACUCUGUCUCUGCUCCCUCGGAGCCUGCACGGCUUUCUUCUACAUACUGGGUGGCAUGACGAAAGUGUACGGCGCUUCCGACUCCAAAUCCGGCAGUUACGGAACUGUAGCCUGCAUCUUUCUCUUCCUUGGCGCCUACUCCUUUGGUAUCACCCCGUUGACGGCUAUGUAUGCACCGGAAGUCCUGCCGUACAAUAUCCGCGGUACGGGUGUGGCUAUUCAGGGUCUGAUCAGCAAGUUCUGCGGGCUGCUUGUUACUUUGCGUUUCCAGACGAAAGGCAGGACGCUGGAGGAGAUCGACGCCAUCUUCGACGGCGAGAAUCAUUCGGAUGUUCCGGACCUGAAAGAUGUCAACAUGGCGAAGGCGGAAAUCAUAAUAGGCCAGUCGGCCGCUGGGGAAGGUGUUGAAACGCAGAGCGUGGCUAUGGACUCAAAGGCGAAUAAGUCGUGA
Anthostomella pinea is the source of this 576-nucleotide messenger RNA. Lineage: Eukaryota; Fungi; Ascomycota; Sordariomycetes; Xylariales; Xylariaceae. The record is from the annotation of a GenBank genome assembly.